This is a messenger RNA of Agrilus planipennis (emerald ash borer), 765 nucleotides long. RefSeq lists its product as uncharacterized. The record is from RefSeq and is a predicted model, not a curated record. Lineage: Eukaryota; Metazoa; Arthropoda; Insecta; Coleoptera; Buprestidae. The transcript has 2 exons. The coding region runs from base 94 to 729 and encodes 211 amino acids.
UUGGAAAUUGCAUUUUUUUUUCAGUUAACAAAUUUUUUUUCAUUGUCAGUAAAUGAGUACCUGCUAUUGACAGUUAUUGUAUGUAUACCAAACAUGUGCUGCUGUCCGAAAUAUUUACCCAUCCCUUCAAUUGUACUAAUUCUGGCUAUGCUUUUGGGACGAUUUUACUGGAUUUCAACGGCUAUGGAAGGAUUUAUCUUCACCCCAGUGACUAUAGAGGUGAUCGAUAUCAGUCCUUGUACGGAUUUAGGGUUUCGAAAACAGCUUCUCUUGAAUUUCGAAGUUGGCGUCUCAAGUCUAUUGUCCGAUUCCGACGUCGACCCCGUUCGCAUAAUAAAUGGAAAUAUUUCUCUCGCAUCACCCGUUGACACGACACACCGAAUAUCCCUUCGUACGUUGCGUCUGGAGAACGCAAAGUGGAUUCCGGACAAGACAUAUUUACAUAACGAAUUCCUUUGCACCAUAAUAGAUCAGUUGGCGAAUGGUGCGACCUCAAACGACGCUAUCGACGUUAUUAGGACGACGCCAGCGACGACAAAAACCUCGUGCCCUUUACCAACAGGCACUUACGAAAUUAACGGUUUCCCCGCUACUUUAAGGAACAUUUACGGAUAUCCUUUAGAUGCCAUUGGACGAGGUAUAUUUAGGGUGGAAAUCAUGGAGGGUAAUAAUAUCCCCUCUUGUUUUGAUGUUCUUACCGAAAGUGCUUUUGGAUUACUAAAUAAAUAGAAAUGAUAUGUUUUUGUAACAUUAAAAUUAACAAGA